Molecule: messenger RNA, 1375 nt
Organism: Anarrhichthys ocellatus (wolf-eel)
Lineage: Eukaryota; Metazoa; Chordata; Actinopteri; Perciformes; Anarhichadidae
Gene: guk1b
Product: guanylate kinase 1b
Exons: 9
Coding region: 86-805 (239 amino acids)
Biological process (GO): purine nucleotide metabolic process
Cellular component (GO): cytosol
Molecular function (GO): GMP kinase activity
Source: RefSeq, a predicted model, not a curated record
CCUUCAUUGUAGUCCAUUAAGACACACGGCUGAAGACUCAUCUGCUAUUGAACGUUUCUACGACACAGACUGUGAGGAAAGAACAAUGUCCGGACCGAGGCCUGUGGUGCUGAGCGGCCCCUCUGGAGCAGGGAAGAGUACUCUGAUGAAGAGGCUGAUGAAGGAUCACGAGGGCGUCUUCGGAUUCAGCGUGUCACACACAACAAGAAAUCCUCGACCGGGAGAGGAAGAUGGCAAAGGGCUGAACACGCUCCCAAUGCUUCUGGGGGCUACUUUACUGCCCGUAGCAGCCGUCUUCUCCGUUAAAGACUUAGCAGAGUCUACCUCUUUUUCGUGUCCAAACGAAUCAGAAAUCACAGAUAAAGACUACCACUUCACAAUGAGAGAGGCCAUGCAGGAGGGAAUCGACAAUGGAGACUUCAUUGAAAACACUGAGUUUUCAGGAAACAUGUAUGGAACGAGUAAAGCUGCCAUAGAAGAUGUGCUGGCCAUGAACAAAAUCUGCAUCUUAGAUGUGGAACUCCAGGGGGUGAAGAGGAUUAAAGAGACUGACCUGAACCCCAUCUACAUCUCCAUCCAGCCUCCCUCCAUGGAGAUCCUGGAAAGCCGUCUGAGAGACAGACAGACGGAGACAGAAGAGAGUUUACAGAAACGCCUGGAGGCCGCACGCAUCGAUAUGGAGCUCAGUAACGAGCCUGGAGUGUUUGAUGUUAUUAUCAUCAAUGAUGACUUAGAGAAGGCUUACGAGGAGCUGAAAGAUAUCCUCAAUGAUGAAAUCCAGAAAAUUCAGGAGGCAAAAUCAUAAGAAGGAAACAGUAGCCAGUCUCUGAUCUGCUGGACAGAAGAACCAAAAUGUGUAACUCUGGCCUGAAUAACUCCGUCCUCACUGACUGCAAAUGGCCGCAUCUAAAAUAGACUUUCAUCUUGAGAAACGAUUUUUUGUUUUUUUACCCUCUAUGUUAUAUGGUUGGAAGAUUGCUCAGUACAGUUUCAUGCUCACUGAUGCUCAGAUGGAAAAGAAACUCCAGAUGUUUGUAUAGUUGACUGAUGGGGGUUAUGUUAGAUUUAGUAAAACCAGUGGUUGAUAUCUAGGUGUGAACAUCCUGACCCAUAGGUCAGUGCCAGUUGAAAAUAAAAAUAAAAGGUACAACUGCCAAAUUCAGUGCUACAUUUGGUUUUCAUAAACCAAAGUGUGACACUGGCCAAAUGUGGAGUCCACCUCAGUACCUCAUCGCAGAAUAGUUGUUGUUGAAUUCUGAUACAGUAGAAAUAAAUUCCCUACUAGUUAAGUGUAUGAUUACUUUGACUAACAGUAUAACAGUAUAUAAUUGCUGCAUAUAAUUUAAACAUUGUUAAGGAGGUCUAUGCAUCUAAU